AUUUCUAGGGUUUGGAGGUACCAUUCACUAUUAUACUUUGUGCUCACAAAGUAACAAAUGGAACUUGUGGUCCUCUCUCUCUCACACACACACGCUUCUCUUCCUUUUUCUACACCUUUGCUGUUUGAUCAAUGUUUUCAUUUUAGCCUGCUUCUCCUUUGAAUUUAACAUCUUCCUUCUCCUCUCAUUUCUUUGCUUCUCCUUUCGUCGGAAAAAUAUGGAAUCAGGCAGAGGUCAUGGAAAGAGGAUCUUGGUGAAAUACGAGGAAGAGGAAGAGGAGGAGGAGGAAGAAGAAGAAAGUAGGAGUGGGACACCAUCUAUAGUGGAUGGUGAGGAUGAGAGGAGAGAUACAGUGAUGAUGAUGAAUAGUACUGCUCCUCCUCCUACAGGGAGAAGAUCUGGUGCAGGAGGGUCUACAGCAGGGCCAUGUUGUAAGGUAGAUUGUUGCAAUGCUGACUUGAGUGAUUUAAAGCAAUACUACCGCCGCCACAAGGUCUGUGACGUUCAUGCCAAGGCUCCGGCGGUGUUCAUGGGUGGAAUCCGGCAGCGCUUUUGCCAGCAGUGUAGCAGGUUUCACAGCCUAUCGGAGUUUGAUGACCGUAAAAGGAGUUGUCGCCGGCGAUUAGCUGGACACAAUGAGCGGCGUCGGAAGACCUCCCUACAAUAACAUGGACAUGGAGGCGGCAUUUCUAAUUAAUUUAGUACUUGUUUGGAUGUGUUUUUUAAAUAACUGAAAGCGCUUUUGUUGAAAAUGUUUUUAGAACUAAUCCUUAGUAAAAAUGCAAGUAAAUUCUGAAAAGCACUUAAAGUGCUUCCUGGAAGAAGUACAUAAUUAGUGCUUAUUGCAGAAAACAUUUUAAGUGCUUUUAGAACCAAAAAAUAUUUUCUUUAAAAGUACUUUUAACCAUUUUAAAAACACAUCCAAACGAGCUCUUAUUAGUUUCCAUCUAGCAUACGAUAAGCUCCCUAUCUUCUGUCAACCCUCGGCCUUCCCCCCCCCCAGUGUGCAUUAAUUAAGGAAGAUUGACUUACUUUUAACCAUUUUAAAAACACAUUCAAACGAGCCCUUAUUAGUUUCUACUAAGCAUACGAUAAGCUCCCUAUCUUCUGUCAACCCUCGGCCUUCAUUAUACGUAUGCACCACUGAAACUCCCACACCCCACCCCCCGGGCCCCCCGGUAUGCAUUAAUUAAGGAAUAUUGGCUUCUUUGCUAGCACAAUUUUGAACCUUGAAAUUGUGCUUCAUGAUUCUUGGCUGUGAUUUGAAACAACCCUACCACUUGAUCUGUUCAGUUGGUAACGAUAAUUCUUGUUUUCUUCACAUGCUUUAAUUUGUCACUAACUUUUAUCAUACAUUAUCAUGGUAUUUUGUCCUAAGAUCUUUCUUAUUAUUAUGUUAUGAAUAACAUGUACGUGAAAUGAACCGUCACAGUGUUCGUUAAUAUUACCAAUCUAAUUAUGUUUAGCAUGUAUUUUACUUGUUGAUACCAAUAUAGCCACAAAUAUGAACACAUUCACUCA
Malus domestica (apple) is the source of this 1521-nucleotide messenger RNA. Its product is annotated as squamosa promoter-binding-like protein 3. Gene Ontology annotation, molecular function: DNA binding. The record is from RefSeq and is a predicted model, not a curated record. Lineage: Eukaryota; Viridiplantae; Streptophyta; Magnoliopsida; Rosales; Rosaceae. Gene Ontology annotation, cellular component: nucleus.